AUGAAAACUAAUGUAACGAUUAGAUUCAUUUUUACACAAGAUAAUAUUGUAAUUAUUGGUACAAGUCAACGACAUGUGCUGAAGUUCAUUCGUUAUAAUCAAACUACACUUUAUUUUCUUCAUGAAUCAAUCUAUCAUAAUGAACCAUUUAAUAGUCAAUAUAUUGUCGAUAAUGAACAUGAAUCACUGAUAUUUGCUAUUGGUACUGAGCUUCAUCGUUACGCUUAUAAUUCAUGUUCUCUUUACGAUACAUGUCAAUCAUGUAUAGGUAGUCGACGUUAUGAUAAUAAACCAUGUAUUUGGUUUGAUGGUAAAUGUUCGUUAUCAUCAAAUUCAUUAGUGAAUGAUCGUGGAUGUCCACCAUUAAUUGAUCAAAUUCAACCAAUAAAUGCAAGUGUAAAUCUAGAACAAAUUACAUUGACCAUAACAGGAUCAUUCCAAGGAAUUCAAGCACAUUUAAUUAAAAUUUUAGUAAAAUUUUCUUUACCAAAUCAAAAUGAAUUUUUCUGUACAAUUCAAACGAUACAAAAUGGCAGUUUAACUUGUAAUUUAACUAUUCCAAAACAAGCAGUUGAAGGAGUUAUUUCUGUUAAUAUUAAACCUAAAAGAAUAUUAUCUAUUGGUGAUACUGAUAUAUCUGGUUCAAUUGAAUAUCCAGAAAAAUUUCAUGUUUAUAUACCGAAACCAAUUCUAGUACCUGACCAUGGUCCAGCUGUUGGUGGAACUAAAAUUCGAAUUCAAAAUUUAAAUUUAAAUUCAACUAUAAAAAUCUUUUUAGGCAAUGCUGAAUGUCAUAUUUCGAAAUAUGAUUAUUCUAUUAAUGAAAUUGAAUGUAUUAAUCAGGCUUGUGUCAAUGAUAAAGAACAAUUAGAAUUGAAUAUUCAAGUUAAUAAUCAUUCAUGGCAAUUAGAAAAAACAUAUUUUCAAUGUCGAGCUAAUCCGAUUAUAUUGGAUUGGUUUCCAAAAAAAUCGAUUAUAAGUGGAGGAAUAAAAUUGAUUGUAUCUGGUCAAAAUCUUAAUGUUGUACAAAAACCUAUAAUGAAAUUUGUAUAUAAUACAUCAAUUGUUAAAUUUAUUUCAUCAUGUGAAUCUGUUACAACUUCGCAAAUGGUUUGUUUAUCACCAAUAAUUGAUAGAAAUCUUAAUAUAACUCCAUCAUUUGAUCUAAAUGUAUUAUUUAUUAUGGAUAAUCUGAAAAUAAUACCGAAUGAUGAUAUUUUAAUAAUUGCGAAUGAUCCAAUUUAUUAUCCAUUUGUAAACUCGAUACAAGAAAUUAAUUCGACAAAUAUUGUUCGAUUUGAGGGUUCCGAUCUUGCAGCAACACAUGCAAUAGAUCAAAUCGACAUACGAAUAGAUAAUUUUAGUAAUACUUGUAUUCCAUUUAAUUUUACGAAUACUCAACUUUUAUGUGUAUUGUCUAAAUUUAUUGUAAAGAACAUUAAAAAUUCUCAAGCAAAUGUUGAAAUUCGUGUCGGAAGUAAUUUAACAUUUUCAAUUGGAAAAAUUUUCUUUCAAAAUCAAAAUCAAUCAUUAGCAUCAUCAUUUAUUCCAUAUGUGUCUCUUCAAUUUGGUUCAUGGGCAGUUUUACUUUUACUAAUUAUUUUUUCAAUAACAAUUUUGACUAUUCUAUUUGCAUUAAUAAUUUUAACACGUCGUCGUUUUUAUCAUGCAUCUGAACAAUUUCCAAAAGAAACAAAACCACCACAACAUUAUCAAACAAUAUGGUAUGAAGUUGGCAAAAAUAGACAAAUUAAUCGUAAAAAUCUUAAUAUAUAUGAAAAAGUUGGUCAAGGUUGUUUUGGUGAUGUUUAUCGAGGUGAAUUAAGACAACAUAAAAAUAAAAUAAUUGAAGUUGCUAUUAAAGUUUUACGUGAUCAUAAUGUUUCAUCAAUGCGUGAAUUUUUAUUUGAAGCAAAUCGUAUGAAAGAUUUUUCUCAUGCAAAUGUUCUUUCAUUAAUUGGUGUUUCAUGGGAUCCAUCACUUAAAGCAAUGGUACUUUUACCUUAUAUGAAAAAUGGUGAUCUUCGAAGUUAUUUACUAAAUGAAAAUAAUCGACCAACUGUAAGACAAUUAAUAACAUGGGCUAUUCAAAUAGCUGAUGGAAUGGAAUAUCUUGCUUCAUUAAAAUUUGUUCAUCGGGAUUUAGCUACAAGAAAUUGUAUGUUAGAUGAACAAUUAACAUGUCGAAUAUCAGAUUUUGGUCUUAGUCGAGAUGUAAUUGACCGAGAUUAUUAUAUUGUACCAACAACAACAACAACAACAAAAGAAAACGAUGGGACAGCUUUACAAAUAACACCAAGACGUUUACCAAUUCGAUGGUUAAGUCCAGAAUCUAUUGAAUCAUCGAAAUAUACAAUUCAAUCUGAUGUGUGGUCUUUCGGUGUUCUUCUUUGGGAAUUAAUGAGUCGUGGCAAAACACCAUAUCCAGGCAUUGAUAAUGCUGAUAUAUUUACUUAUGUAAAACAUGGUUAUCGUCUUCAACAACCUACAUAUUGUCCUCAAUUAUUAUAUAAAUCAGUAAUGGUUGUCUGUUGGCAUGCUGAUCCAACUAAACGUCCAUCAUUUACACAACUUGCUCAUGAUAUUCGUCAUGUACUUCAUCAACUUGAGCUAGAACAACAACGAAAACAAUCAUCAUCAGUUGAUGAUGAUGAUGACGAUGAUACAACUAUUAUUCAACGAUAUCCAAUCGAUAGAAAAAUAAAACAUUUAUCAUCAACAUCUUUUUCAUCAACGUCUAGUAUUGGUGGACAAUAUAUAACUACACCUCAUCGACAAUCAGAAAAUGUACAAUUAUUAAUUGAUCGACAAGAGGAUAAUGAUGAUGCAUAUACUAUAACAAUAAAUGAAAGUGCUGAUGUAUUUAGUACAACUAGAUUAUUACCGGAAUAUACUGAAACAAGCAUUGUAGAAGAUGCUUAA
Molecule: messenger RNA, 2922 nt
Organism: Rotaria sp. Silwood2
Lineage: Eukaryota; Metazoa; Rotifera; Eurotatoria; Philodinida; Philodinidae
Source: the annotation of a GenBank genome assembly